AUGGGAGACAGCACAAGCACACUAGCAAUUGUACUUGGACGAAUAUGUUCCACUGCAAGAACCCUCAUCGGUCUUGAUGUUGGUGUUGGGGCCAAGGUUGGCAUCUAUGCUGGUGGCAGUGGAGGAAGUUCUAGUGAAGGUGGUGGACGUGGAGUUGUAGCUGGGGACCAUGGUGGUUAUGCCGGUGGAAGUGGUAGCGGUGAAGGUGGUAGAAGCGGAUAUGGUGUAGGAGGGGCACCAGGAGGUAGAUAUGCAGGUGGAAGUGGUGGAGGAAGUGGUGGUGGCGGCGGUGGAGCUGCACCGAUGUGGAGGUGGUUCAACAUCAAAGGAGCUGGUGGAGCGUUAGGUGGUGAAAGUGUCGGUGGUGGUGCAAGCAGUGCUCAUGGAGCAGGAGGAUAUAGUGAUGGUGGUGGCGGCAGUGAAGGUAGAGAUGGUGGUGGUGCAGUGACUACUGGUGAAGAACAUGGUCAUGCAUUUGGUGCAGGUGAAGAAGCAGGAAGUGGUUGCGGAUACGAUAUUAGUGGAGUGGAAAGUGGUGGAUAUGGUGGUGGAGGCGGCCACGAAGGUGGUAGUGCAGGUGAUUCAGCAUCAGGCGGCGCUGGAGAAGCAUCAGGUGUAGGAUACAUAGGCGGUGAAGGUGCUGGUGGUGGUGCAGAAGAAGCUCAUAGAGCAGGAGGAUAUGGUGACGGCGGUGGAGGUAGAGCCGAUGGUGGAGGAGCCUUUGCCGGAGGUGGACAUGUAGGUGGUUAUGGUGGUGGUGAAGGAACAGGAAGUAGUGGCAGAUACAGUACUAAUGGAGCGCAAAGUGGUGGAUAUGGUGGUGGAGGUGGCUACGGAGGUGGUAGUGGAGGUGCUUCAAUAUCAGGCGGAGCUGGAGGAGCAUCAGGUGGAGGAUACGGAGGUGGUGAAGGUGCCGGUGGUAGCGUAGGAGGAGCUCAUGGAGCAGGAGGAUACAGUGGCGGCGGUGAGGGUAGAGCCGAUAGUGGAGGAGCCUUUGCCAGUGGUGGACAUAUAAGUGGAUAUGGUGGUGGUGAAGGAGCAGGAAGUGGUGGCAGAUACAAUAUUGGUGGAGCGUAA
Molecule: messenger RNA, 1077 nt
Organism: Solanum dulcamara
Lineage: Eukaryota; Viridiplantae; Streptophyta; Magnoliopsida; Solanales; Solanaceae
Product: glycine-rich cell wall structural protein 1.8-like
Exons: 3
Coding region: 1-1077 (358 amino acids)
Source: RefSeq, a predicted model, not a curated record